Molecule: messenger RNA, 1065 nt
Organism: Guyanagaster necrorhizus
Lineage: Eukaryota; Fungi; Basidiomycota; Agaricomycetes; Agaricales; Physalacriaceae
Product: kinase-like protein
Exons: 5
Coding region: 241-903 (220 amino acids)
Biological process (GO): protein phosphorylation
Molecular function (GO): protein serine/threonine kinase activity; ATP binding
Source: RefSeq, a predicted model, not a curated record
CAACUUGCUACCUUGCCAAAGAAGCAAUUACGAAAGAUGGCGACCAUCCAAUUUGUGGCAGCGCAUCCUGCGAUAUUUGGAGAGGUAACCUUGAGCUAGAGCGCCUGCCCGUGUGUUUGAAAGUACUCAGGUAUUUUCCUGAGAAAGACGAUCGCGACUCAUCCUUCAAGGUGAAUAUAGAUAUGAGAAUAUUGACCGACUUUGAUCUGGUGUCUAUCACAGAACUAUCUUAAAGAAGUUAUGGUGUGGAGGCAGUUGCGCCAUCCGUAUAUUUUGCCGCUCUUAGGUGUCAACGAGGACCUUUUCGCACCCAGAUUUUGCCUGAUCUCCCCUUGGAUGCGUCAAGGUAACAUUAUCGAGUAUCUGCAUAAAAAUCCUCAGGACUCACACAAACGACCGAAAUUUGUCGUCGAGAUUGCAGAUGCGAUACAGUGGCUUCAUGGUCUUCAACCGCCGGUGGUUCAUGCAGACAUAAAAGGGGCCAACAUUUUAAUCAGCAAUGACAUACAAUGCUAUCUGGCUGAUUUUGGACUCUCCUUUGUCGUUGAGACCCACAAUCCCCGAAGUUCUUCCUCGCUGAAGCGAGGAACGGUGCAUUGGCUGGCUCCAGAAUACCUGGAUACUUCCUUACGCACUGAGGCGUACAUUACUUCUCGAGAUAUGUAUGCCUUUGGAUGCACCAUCGUUGAAAUCUAUACCGGAAAACCUCCCUUUUCUUAUCUCCUGCUUGAUUCGGCCGUCAUAUAUGAGGUCUUAGUGAAGCGGAAUGAACCGCCCCGUCCUGGAACUGAUAUUUUUCCCUCUGAUGAUUUGUGGUCCUUAGUACUCAGGUGUCUUUCAUACAAUCCCGCGGAUCGUCCUGGGGCAGUCGUUCUAUUCGAGGCUUUGAAAUCAAUGCUGUAACUAGUGACCUUGCUAGCACAGAGCAGGACCACCUUGACUUGUCGCAGAGAGCCAAUGCUUCUAUUCUAUGUCUUUCCUGAGUAUUGUAAUAGAUCUUUGAACAUGCUUGUAUAAAAUCAUGGAGACCUGACUAAUAUGUCAACCACGACUACUCCUUCGUUC